AUGCCAGACACCCAGCCAGUACCAGGCAGCCUUGCGCUGAUCCUGGUGGGCUUGGAUCGCUGGCGCUUUAUCACACACAGCACCGACGACGGUGCCAUCAGCCACACGGCAGAGAGCGGCGAGGGCACGGUGGUGCACUGCGGCGUGCUGCCGGCCGAGCAGAUGGCAGGCUUCCGGGCGGCCCUGAGCGGCGCCCUGGCCAAGGCGGCGCAGCGCAAGGGCGACGAACGCUCUGCGGCUGGGGGCGGGCAGGGCCACCAGAAGACGCCGGCGAUGGUGCGCGCCCUGGUGCUGCAAGCGCUGGACCAGCUGGAGGCAGAUGAAGAGGACGAGGUGCCGGCGCGGCAGCCGCAGGGCGGUUUCACCGACGUCGGGUUGCACACAGGCGGCGCGCCGCGAGACACCGCAUGGCCGCUGGUCCGCGAGGCCAUCAGGGCAACACUGGGCCACGUCAGCACCUGCCGCAGCCCCUCCCCCGACCUCUUCCAGCUGGCAGAGGCCCACCUGCAUCUGUGGCUGCUGCAGCGUCAGGUGCCGCUGGUGGUGAAUGGCUCAGCCACCUCGACGGCGCUGAAUGCUGCCAUGCAGAUGACGGCGGCUGUGGCCAGCGUGGGCGGCGAGCUGGCUGUGCAGGCGCACGACGUGGCACACGUUGAGGCAGCCUGCAGAGCGGCCCGGCUGGCGCUGGAGGGCGCCAGAGCAGCGCGGGUGCAGGCGGCCGCCAGCGAUGCGCAGCUGCCAGCCCUGGCUGGGCCAGACUCGCCCUGCGGCCCCGGCAGCUACCGCCUCCCGCGCGGCGUUUUGCCGCCGCUCGCCGGCCCUCAGGCUGAGGGAGGCGGCCUCGAGGAGGCCAUUGAGCGGGAGGGCCGCAACCUGGGCUCGCUGCUGCUGCCGCCAGAGCGCCCGCCAGGCCAGCUGCCGUUUGCCGACCUGCUGGCAGCACUGUCCGCCGCCCGGCAGCACCAGGGCAGCGUGGUGGCACAGCACGCGCUGUGCAUGGUGGAAAGAGAGAUGUUCCAGUGCGCCGUGCAAGGCUUUGGCGCGAAGGCGCGCCUGCCAGAAACAGAGGUGGAUUCCCUGGUGGAAGUGGUGAAUGCCUACCUGCUGGCGCUGCACACGUUCCAAGGCGGGGGGGCCAGCGAGCCCCGCAUGCAGGCAGACCUGCGGAGCCGCGGCGUGCUGGUGGUGUGGCCCCUGCUGCCAGCACCGCCAACUGCUACGCUCACGCACUAA
Chlorella variabilis is the source of this 1233-nucleotide messenger RNA. RefSeq lists its product as hypothetical. The coding region runs from base 1 to 1233 and encodes 410 amino acids. The record is from RefSeq and is a predicted model, not a curated record. Lineage: Eukaryota; Viridiplantae; Chlorophyta; Trebouxiophyceae; Chlorellales; Chlorellaceae. The transcript is spliced from 5 exons.